AUGCGCGCAUUCAUGGUACUCGCCUGCGUGGCGCUGGCAUAUGGCCGGCCUGAACCCCCAGUUGGUUACAGCUACUCGGCCCCAACCAGGCACUCCGCCCCCUCUGGAAGCUACGGAGCGCCUUCCCUAGGAGGUGGUCGUCUUUCCCUCGGUGGACAUUCUGGUGGACUCUCCUUCGGCGGCGGUCACUCUUCCGGUGGUCUUUCUCUGGGCGGUGGUCACUCUUCUGGUGGCCAUUCCCUGGGCGGUGGUUACUCCUCCGGUGGCAUUUCUCUGGGCGCUCACUCCCUAGGAGGUGGACACUCAUCUGGUGGAAUCUCCCUCGGAAGCAGCUUGGGUGGUGACUCCGGUUUCGGCGGUGGAUACGCCGGUGGUUACUCUGGCGCUCCUCUGGUUCAGAAGCACAUCUACGUCCACGUUCCUCCCCCAGAACCUCAGGAACACAGAGCUCCUCGCAUCCCUGCCGUAGCUCCCCCUCAGAAGCACUACAAGAUCAUCUUCAUCAAGGCCCCGACUCCCCCCACCCCCACCGCCCCCAUCAUUCCCCUGCAGCCUCAGAACGAAGAAAAAACCCUCGUUUACGUGUUGGUCAAGAAGCCCGAGGAGCAACCCGACAUCGUCAUCCCCACCCCGGCGCCCACUCAGCCUUCCAAGCCCGAAGUUUACUUCAUCAAAUACCAGACCCAGAAAGAGUCCGGUGGUCUCGGCGGUGGUGCUAUCGGUGGUGGCGCUCUCGGCGGCGGUGCUCUUGGCGGUGGAUCCCUCGGCGGCGGUGACCUCAGCGGUGGCGUAUCCCUCGGUGCUACCCUCGGCUCUGGCUCUGGUUCCGGAUCUCAUGGCGGAGCUGAGAUCAGCGCUGACUUCGGCACCAGCGGUGGUGACGACAGCGGCAGCGAUGGCGGCCACGGUGGCGCCACCAGCACUCAAUACGGUCCCCCUGGCCACGUUGCUGGCCCUCUUCAUUAA
Molecule: messenger RNA, 966 nt
Organism: Pectinophora gossypiella (pink bollworm)
Lineage: Eukaryota; Metazoa; Arthropoda; Insecta; Lepidoptera; Gelechiidae
Exons: 2
Coding region: 1-966 (321 amino acids)
Source: RefSeq, a predicted model, not a curated record